This is a messenger RNA of Pochonia chlamydosporia 170, 2238 nucleotides long. Its product is annotated as glycogen debranching enzyme. The coding region runs from base 1 to 2238 and encodes 745 amino acids. NCBI's taxonomy places the organism in Eukaryota, Fungi, Ascomycota, Sordariomycetes, Hypocreales, Clavicipitaceae. The transcript has a single exon. The record is from RefSeq and is a predicted model, not a curated record.
AUGCUUCUUUCCCUCCUCUCCCUCCCAUCUCUCGUCUCAGCUCAAACCAACACCUCCUCACAAUGUAUCCCGCGAACUCUACAUCUCAGUGACCCCCCCUACGAAAACUACUUCUACUCCGACUGCAACACCGACGCGCAAGUCGUCGUGACCAGCCCCCUGCCUGACAGUAACCUCAGCAUAAUCGGACCUCGUCUCAUCGUCGCAUGGCCAGCAGGCAACAGCGGCAUAUGCACAUUCUUCCAACCGCAAAAGGACAAGAAUGGCACAUUGGCAGUUGAGCUGGUCAAUUCAACCUAUGGCGAGCCCCUCGGCGCGGUGAAUGCCAAGACUAAUGCGUCCUCCAGGUAUCCCUCUGUUGGCGUCCAAGGUAUCUUGUCGUUCAACAACUCUGCCGAGAUAGCAGUAGCUAUUCUGGGCAGUGUUCGAAACAUUCGAGAUUUCACAGAGGGACCGAGUCUCUUGAGUCCCGUGAUUCAAGAUGCUGUCAGGGUGAAAAAGUACAACGGGACGGGGGUGCAGUUGUCGCGCGUGUGGCUGGAUAACGUUACCACGACGACGUUUACAAUGGUUCCUUGGAAGAAUGCAAACAACAAAAUCAGCAUCUCUAAUACGACCGUCACGUUCGGUUCAGGAUUCUAUUACUUCUCCACGCAUUUCAACUAUCCGCAGCUGAAACAGCUCGAGCCAAAACAGAUUCUGAACAACCAGUCUCAGAGACUUACCAAACAGGACCCAAGGCAAGUGAACUCACUCUCCUUCUUCUCCUACACGGAGAAACUCCUCGCAGGAGGCUGGAGAUUCCUCACCUACUUUGGUCGUGAUACCCUCAUAUCCGCACUCUUGUUACAGCCUGUUCUCAGCACGGGUAACGGCUCAGCAAUGGAAGCUGUCAUUGGCGCAGCUCUGGAACGCGUUAACAGAACAGAUGGGUCGGUAUGCCACGAGGAAACCAUUGGUGAUUACGCGACGUUUGUCAAUUUACAGAAGAAUAUCACUUCUACUGCGGCGGGAUUCACAUAUCCCAUGAUUGAUUCGGAUUACUACCUCCCCAUCACGAUGGACAAGUACUUCCAGUCUGAAUCGCGCCGAAUCAAGCCGCUACUCGCUACAAAGGCUGGCGUCGUCAACAUCGACAACAAGAACCUCACCUGGGGACAGUUAGCGUACAUCAGCGCCCAAAAGAUCAUGAACAUAACUGCUGCGUUUGAGAAGAACCAAUCUGUUGGGAACUUGAUCCAUCUCAAGGACGGAGAGGUAGUUGGUCAAUGGCGUGAUUCUACAUACGGUAUUGCGAAUGCCCGUAUUCCGUUUGAUGUGAAUUGCGCGUUGGCCCCGGCCGCAUUGUACUCUAUUUCCCGACUAGCCGGUAUGAGUGGUGUGUAUCCGAAUAAUUCUGUUACCAGAAACUGGGUGGAUGUUGCUGCAAAGAGAGCAAAGGUCUGGGAGAGCGACACACUCAAGUUCUUCCAGUAUAAUAUUACUCUAGAGACGGCUCGUUCUCGACUAAGCAAUUACACUAAGAAGAGUACAUUUUACAAAGGCCCCACGAAUGCAAAUUCCCUGGGAAAUUACUCAUCCGCCGGACAAAUCAUCGACUACGGCAUCGCGAUAAACAGUACCUCAACACCAGAUGUCAUCACCAUCAGCCACACGGAUACAGCCUUCAGACACUUCCUCCUCAAUGACACACAUGACACCCAACUCACAACAUUCAUAAACGCCUCUGCCAAUGCCAUCCUUCGCCCCUUUCCCGCAGGGCUAACCACGCCCUUCGGUGCUGUGGUCGCCAACCCUGCGCUCUCAGGCCAAGAUGUCCUCGUUGCCAACUUUACAAAUUCCGCUUAUCACGGCACCGUCAUCUGGAGUUGGCAACUUGCCCUUAUGGCCAAAGGUUUCGAGAGACAACUUGAGCGAUGUGGUGGAAACUCGACCUCGAACUCAACCUCGAGUGCCUCCACACCAGCCUUCUGCAGAGACAAGUCAGUGUUUGGAGCGCUAAAGAGCGCGUAUAAUCGAUUAUGGGACGUGAUUGAGAAUAAUGAGGAGCAGUUGCAAUCUGAAGUUUGGAGCUGGACGUAUAGCGGAGCUAAGAAUGGAACAGGGGGAGCGUACAAAUUUUCGCCGUUGGGUGUGUUGCCGCCUCCACCGGGUGUGAGUGGGGGAACAGAGAGUGAUGUGAGGCAGUUGUGGAGUUUGACGUUUCUCGCUGUGGAGAGGAAUAAGAAGUAUCGCUAG